This is a messenger RNA of Argiope bruennichi, 3132 nucleotides long. RefSeq lists its product as uncharacterized. Gene Ontology annotation, biological process: DNA integration. Bases 1 to 3132 code for a protein of 1043 amino acids. The transcript has 3 exons. The record is from RefSeq and is a predicted model, not a curated record. Gene Ontology annotation, molecular function: nucleic acid binding. NCBI's taxonomy places the organism in Eukaryota, Metazoa, Arthropoda, Arachnida, Araneae, Araneidae.
AUGGUGGAGUCUUGUUUUCAAGAGGACUUUUUGAAAGCAUGGAAUAGAAGUGUUUCUUCGGCAGUCUCAACUGAUGCUAAAGACCGUUUAACCAACUUGAUGACUUUUCUUAAAGCAGAAACGGAGGGCGAAGAAAGAAUUAACUUGGCUAUGGCUGGUUUUGGCUUGGGUGCAGAUGAAAAUCGCCAAUCAUUUAAGAAAAAAGUAAGAGAUUUUCCAAUGAAAAAGGUACCUACAGCUGCCAAUUUAUUGACUACAGCUUCAAAAGAAGUGAAGAAAGAAUGUGUUUUCUGUACUGGGAAACACUCGAGCCCAGACUGUUUUCAAGCUCAGAAGAUGAGUUUGGCUGAAAGAUAUAAUAUUUUAAGAGAGAAGCAAUGUUGUUUUGCUUGCUUAACACCAAAGCAUACAUCUCGUUCUUGUAAGGCAUUUUUAAGAUGUAUAAUAUGUGGGAAAAAGCAUGUCCCUCUUAUGUGCGAGUCUCUAGAGGCUAAGAAUCAAGAUUCAUUCAAGAGUGAGAAUAAGAGUCCAAAUGUGGAAGUUAAUAUGGCCAACAACACUUCUAGUCCCAGGGUGUUCCUCCAAACGUUUGGCAUUUCGGCUGAUAUACGGAAGGCCUUCUUACAAAUAAGUCUAUAUAAGGAGGAUCGAAAUUUCCUGCGAUUUUUGUGGCACAGUGAAGAAGGAGAACUCAUACAUUACCGACAUUGCCGAGUGGUGUUUGGUGUUUCCAGCAGCCCUUUCUUGCUUGGGUCAACAAUCCAAUACCACUUGGAGAGAAAGUUGGAAGAAGCGCAGCAAGGCCGUGGAAGAUACCCUGAGUGCAUUAUUCAAAAGUUGAUGAACAGCUUUUACGUGGACAAUUGUUUAGCAAGCGUCAAAACCCAGUCGGAGCUAGAACGAUUUAUUGAUGUAGCCACGGAGAUCAUGGCUGAUAGAAAAUUCGACUUACGAGGGUGGGAGCACUCUAGCCCAUCUGAUCCAAUACAAGUCCUACAAUCAUCCUGGGAACGAUUUGGGACAGACAUUAGUAAAACUAGAAUUGCACCUUGUGGAAAAAAGGAAACAACUAUUGCAAGGCUGGAACUUCUUGGUGCUGCUAUAUCUGCUCGUCUUUCUUCCACUCUCUUGAAAGAGUUUCCAACAGACAAUGUUUAUUUCUGGACAGACUCUACUACUGUGCUGGCUUGGUUGAAGAGAGAAGAACCGUGGGGUGUAUUUGUUUACAACCGUGUUCAAGAAAUUCGGAAGCUGACACCAGUCAAAGCCUGGAGACACGUUCCUGGAUCACUGAAUCCAGCGGACUGUCCGAGUAGAGGGUGUUCAGCGAAGCAGCUUUGCAGUUCGAAAUGGUGGGAAGGUCCCAGUUGGUUGUAUCUUUCGUCUCAUGAAUGGCCUGUUAGUGAUGUUGUAGUAGAUGUCAAUGAGGAAGAAGUGAAUAAAGAGAGAAGAGCUAUCGUGACCUCUAUGGUGAAUAUUCAAACAACAGAUAUAAAGAGUGAAUAUUUUUCCACCUAUAGUAGAAACAUCAGAGUAGUGGCAUGGAUUCUACGUUUUAUUCAUAACGUUUCAAAUGCAACCAAGUUAAAAGGAAGCUUAGUCUAUGAAGAAUUCAGACAAGCAGAUAUUUUGUGUUUCAAGUCCAUGCAGUCAAAUGCUUUUCAAGAUGAGAAACUUCUUGCUAAAAUGCAAGCAUUUAAAGAUGAAGAUGGGCUUCUGAGAAUAAGAACCAAACUGGCAGAUAGUUGUGAGAAGGAAGAUUUCAAGUUCCCAAUUCUCUUACCUGCCAAUGAUGUUGUAGUGAAAUUAAUUCGAGAGGAGCAUAUAAAAGCGAUGCAUGCAGGCUCUUCAAUAUUACUCGCCCGGCUUAGAGAGAAAUUUUGGAUAAUUAGAGCCAAAAGAUUAGUAAAGAAGGUUCUUUCUGAGUGUGUGAUUUGCAAGCGUUAUAAAGCUAAACAUCUUGAAGUGCCCUUCGCUCCAUUGCCUAGAGAUAGAGUUACUCAGACAAAGGUAUUUGAAGUAACAGGAGCAGAUUAUGCAGGUCCUCUUUAUAUUAAGUCGAAAGGAAAGGCCUGGAUUGUUUUAUUUACUUGUGCUGUCUACAGAGCGGUGCAUUUUGAAUUAGUCCGAUCACUCAGUACUGAUACUUUUAUUCAAGCCUUAAGGCGAUUCAUUGCGAGAAGAGGCAGGAUUUCAGUACUUUACAGUGACAACGGUACUAAUUUCGUAGGGACAAAUAAUGCGUUGCGAGCAUUAGAUUGGGAUAAAAUUGCUGUGUACUCAACUGCUCAGAAAAUCACUUGGAAAUUUAUCCCACCCACAGCAGCCUGGUGGGGUGGAUGGUGGGAGCGUAUUGUGAGAAUGCUCAAAGAGCUUUUACGUCGAGUGUUAGGAAAAUCUAUUAUAAAUUAUGAAGAACUCCUAACCAUCUUAUGUGACUGUGAGUCAAUAAUCAAUGCUAGACCGUUGACAUACAUACAAGAUGAUCCAAAUGAAUUGCUACCUUUGACCCCAGCCAUGUUUAUUCACGGAAACAGCAACUAUGAAACGCCAGAUUUAGAUAAAGUAGAUCGAUCUUCGUUGGUAAAGCGCACCAAAUAUUUGCAGAAGUUGCGUGAAGAUCUUAGACAAAGAUUUAGAAACGAAUAUCUUGCUCUUCUGGUCCACAGAGGAACAAGGAAAAGUGAUGUUUUAGAAGUGGGCGAUGUUGUACUGAUUGGUCAUGACAAUAUUCGACGCAUUGACUGGCCUCUUGGUGUUAUCUUGGAGGUUUAUCCUGGCAAAGAUGGUGUCCCUAGAGUAGCGAGAAUUAGAAUCUCCCAUGGUGAGAGGAUCCGUCCCUUCCAAAGGCUUUAUCCAUUGGAAGUGUCAGCAAAAACUGAAAUUGAUGUUUUGAAGGCCCCAGGAAAAAGUGGCUUAUCUGUUGAGAAGACUCCUGAUUUACCUACUGACCAUGUUCCUGAUUCACCUACUGACCAUGUUCCUGAUUCACCUGCUGAUCAUGUUCCUGAUUUACCUGCUGACCAGGUUCCCAAUUCUCCUGUUGAAAGGACUGAUAUUUCUGAGGAGAUACACCAUACCAAAACCAGAUUAGGAAGGACCAUAAAAGUUCCUCGUAAAUUGGACUUGUGA